AUUUUAGGGUUUUAGAGAGAAGCAAUGGCGGAGGUGGAAGUGGAUCGGCCGCGGAUGCUGGCGCUGUCGGAAUAUCGCAGGAAGAAGAUGCAAUCGCGCGAGUACCAGGCCAGAAUACGAACUAUCCGCGAUAACCUGAGGGCAUCGAAGAAGGAGUUUGAGAAGACCGAGGACGAUCUCAAGGCGUUGCAGAGCGUCGGGCAGAUUAUAGGCGAAGUGCUGAGGCAGCUCGACAAUGAACGCUUGAUUGUCAAGGCAAGCAGCGGGCCGCGCUAUGUUGUUGGGUGUAGAAACAAAGUCGACAAGGAGAAGCUCGUUGCAGGAACUAGGGUAGCGCUCGACAUGACUACUCUCACGAUCAUGCGAGCUUUGCCGAGAGAGGUGGAUCCCGUUGUGCACAAUAUGCUCCAUGAAGAUCCAGGCAACAUCAGCUACUCGGCUGUCGGGGGCCUCAGCGAUCAGAUCCGGGAGCUGCGAGAAUCCAUAGAGCUUCCGCUUAUGAAUCCGGAGCUCUUUCUCCGUGUUGGUAUCAAGCCGCCGAAGGGAGUGCUGCUAUACGGGCCUCCAGGGACAGGAAAGACCCUACUGGCGAGAGCUAUUGCAAGUAACAUCGAUGCUAACUUUUUGAAAGUGGUGUCGAGUGCUAUCGUCGACAAGUACAUUGGUGAGAGUGCUCGGCUAAUCCGUGAAAUGUUCGGCUAUGCUCGUGAUCACCAACCGUGCAUCAUUUUCAUGGAUGAAAUCGACGCUAUAGGCGGACGGAGGUUCAGUGAAGGUACCAGUGCUGACAGAGAAAUCCAAAGAACACUUAUGGAACUCUUAAAUCAGCUAGAUGGGUUUGAUCAGCUUGGAAAGGUGAAAAUGAUCAUGGCAACCAACAGACCCGAUGUCUUGGAUCCAGCGCUCCUGAGACCUGGUCGUUUGGACCGAAAGAUCGAGAUUCCGUUGCCCAACGAACAAGGGAGGAUCGAAGUGUUGAAGAUUCACUCCGCUGGUAUCCUGAAGCACGGUGAAAUUGACUAUGAGGCCAUUGUGAAGCUCGCCGAGGUACUAGAGCCUGUCCUUCGUUUUCUAUGCUCAUGUCUCUCAUGUUACCAGGGAUUCAACGGGGCUGAUUUGAGGAACGUCUGCACAGAAGCUGGGAUGUUUGCCAUCAGAGCGGACCGUGACUACGUGAUCCAAGAAGACUUUAUGAAGGCCGUGAGGAAGCUAAACGACGCCAAGAAGCUGGAAUCAAGCGCUCACUAUAGCGCAGACUUUGGCAAGGACUAAGGACAUUUUUUUCUUCCUUUAUGCUAGCUUUUUCUUACAAAGUU
This is a messenger RNA of Selaginella moellendorffii, 1316 nucleotides long. RefSeq names its product 26S proteasome regulatory subunit 10B homolog A. The record is from RefSeq and is a predicted model, not a curated record. Bases 25 to 1272 code for a protein of 415 amino acids. NCBI's taxonomy places the organism in Eukaryota, Viridiplantae, Streptophyta, Lycopodiopsida, Selaginellales, Selaginellaceae. Gene Ontology annotation, biological process: positive regulation of RNA polymerase II transcription preinitiation complex assembly. Gene Ontology annotation, molecular function: ATP binding; ATP hydrolysis activity; proteasome-activating activity. Gene Ontology annotation, cellular component: cytosolic proteasome complex; proteasome regulatory particle, base subcomplex. The transcript is spliced from 9 exons.